UGGAAACAUUUUGAUUUCUUACAUUAUUCGAACUCCAACUGCGCCACCGCUCGUUUUGACCCCUCAUCUGAUCUCGGAUCAAAUACCCUUUAACUUAUUACAAUUCUCAGAUUCUCUUUUCCCUCAAUUGGCGGUAACUGUUUGUUCAUCCCUUCUUUCUCUCAAUUUCGAGUAAUGGAGCGAUGGGCUAUGAGACGUGUGGUGAUGAUGGCAUUUGCCGGUGUAUUGCUGUUGAAUUUGAGACAAUCAGAAGGGCUUAGGUUUGUGAUUGACAGAGAAGAAUGUUUCUCUCACAAUGUUCAGUACGACGGCGAUACUGUUCAUGUUUCUUUUGUUGUAAUCAAGACAGAUUCUGGAUGGCACUAUGGCGACGAUGGCGUUGAUCUUGUGAUAAAGGGUCCUUCUGGCGAACAUCUUCACGAUUUCCGUGACAAAGCUAGUGAAAAGCAUGAAUUUAUUGCUCACAACAAAGGUCUUCAUCGAUUCUGCUUCACGAACAAGUCCCCAUACCACGAAACCAUCGACUUUGAUGUGCACGUUGGUCACUUUUCAUACCACGAGCAGCAUGCGAAAGAUGAGCAUUUCAACCCUUUGUUGGAUCAAAUAUCUAAGUUGGAGGAAGCUCUUUACAAUAUUCAGUUUGAACAGCAUUGGUUAGAGGCUCAGACCGAUCGCCAGGCAAUAGUGAAUGAUGGAAUGAGCAAAAGGGCAGUCCACAAGGCAAUGUUUGAAUCAGCAGCAUUGGUAGGGGCCAGUGUUCUCCAAGUCUACUUGCUGCAGCGCUUGUUUGAAAGGAAGCUCCGGACAUCCAGAGUUUAA
Cucurbita maxima (winter squash) is the source of this 819-nucleotide messenger RNA. RefSeq names its product transmembrane emp24 domain-containing protein p24beta2. The transcript has 5 exons. Gene Ontology annotation, biological process: intracellular protein transport; Golgi organization; endoplasmic reticulum to Golgi vesicle-mediated transport. Lineage: Eukaryota; Viridiplantae; Streptophyta; Magnoliopsida; Cucurbitales; Cucurbitaceae. Bases 175 to 819 code for a protein of 214 amino acids. The record is from RefSeq and is a predicted model, not a curated record. Gene Ontology annotation, cellular component: endoplasmic reticulum-Golgi intermediate compartment; Golgi apparatus; endoplasmic reticulum.